GCUCUCAUCAAGGGUAAACCCUAAAUCAUCAUCUUCAUCAUCAAAUUGAUCGAUCUUUCUCUCUCUACAAAAUUUUCUUUUUUGAUUUGAUUUGAUUGAUUUUCUCUCUCUAGAAAAAUUUACGAAAAUCCCACCAAAAACUUACAGAAAUCGUCGGGAAUUUCCGGUUUGCCGGGAAAUUUUGACGGUGAUAUUCUCUCUCCUCUUUGCCGGUGACCGGUGAUCGGAAUUGGGCAAAUGGUAUGGUGGGUGGUAGGGUAGAGAGAGAAGAAGACGCAUUGGUGACCGGAAACCGGGAAACGUCGAGAUUUUCGCCGGAGAUUUGUCGGUUUUCAUGGCGUCGACGAUGCUAGUUAGCCGAAAUGAGACGAGUAAUUUUCUCUCACCAAAUCAUCAUCAUCAACCACCAAGAACAACGACUAAUUUCAUGGGAAAAAUCCCUUUUCUUAACCCUAACCCUAACCCUAAUUCUAAUUUUACCCCCAACAACAACCACCAUAACCAAAAUCACAACAACCACUUUUCCAGGAAGCAAUUAAACCAUCAAAAUGGGGAUGAAUUCCUGAAUCCUCCUGUAAAUGACAAUACGGCGUCGUUUAAUCAUCAUCGGAAGUCAUCUAAUGAACCCUCAAUCGCCCCUUACGUCAGCUACGACAUUACAGGGCUUUCGAAGUCGGAGAUUAGAUCUUUGAAGAAUCGAUUGAUGUUGGAGCUCGACAAAGUUCGGUCUCUUUCGAAUCGUAUCGAAACCGGCGAUUUUCGCAACGGUUCGAAUAACAUCAGCAAUCCCUCCAAGAAGCGCCCAUUUCCUGCCCAGCAGGCGGUGAAGGAGCCGAAGCGAGGGAAACAGCAGCCGCAAUCGGCGUAUGUGGCAAGCUCCCAAGUGAUGAAGAUGUGUGCGCAGGUUCUUUCGAAGCUGAUGAAGCAGAAAGCUGGGUAUAUUUUCAAUGAACCAGUUGAUGUUGUUGGUUUGGGAUUACAUGAUUAUCAUACCAUUGUUAAGCGGCCGAUGGAUCUUGGAACAAUCAAGAAGAAUUUGGGGGUAAAGGGGUUUUAUCGAACGCCUGAUGAUUUUGCUGCUGAUGUUCGGUUGACAUUCAACAAUGCACUUACAUAUAACCCUAAAGGGCAUGAAGUUAAUACAUUGGCGGAGCGAUUUCUUGAGAAAUUCGAGCUGUAUUAUCGCCCUGUUUAUCACAAGUUUCAGUCUGAGAAGCAGCAGUUUAUGAGGCAGCAGAAGGUGGAAGCUCGGCCGAGGGAGGAUGCUGUGGUGGUUGUUGAUGAAGUACAGGGUAAUUCAUGGAGUAAAAACCCGUCUCCGGAACCGCCAAGAAUCGAGAGUAGUCCUGCGAAGAAGCCUGAGCCGAGGCCGGAACCACGGGUUGUGGAACUCCCACCACGGGUAGAACCACCUCCUCCUCCACCAAGGCCUGAACCGAGGGCGGAACCUCCACAACGGGUUGAACCUCCUCAACCAAGGCCUGAGCCUGUUUCGGCUCCUGUUAAUCAUGCCCCUGCUCAAGAACCAGCUCAUAUGUCAUUGCAAGAGGUGGUGCGAGCAGGUUCAACGGGAACAGGGAGAGGAUCAGGUGGGAAGUUGCCGAAGCCGAAAGCAAAGGAUCCCAACAAGAGGGAGAUGAAUAUGGAAGAGAAGCAAAAAUUGGGAGCUGGGUUGCAGAGUUUACCAGAGGAGAAGAUGUCUCAUGUGAUUCAGAUAAUUAGGAAGAGAAAUGGGCUUUUGACACAAGAUGGGGAUGAAAUUGAGCUUGAUAUUGAGGCUGUUGAUACUGAAACUCUUUGGGAACUCGAUCGUUUUGUCACCAAUUACAAGAAGAUGGUCAGCAAGAUGAGGAGGCAAGCUUUGAUGGAUAUGCAGAACAACAAUGUGGGUCAUCAUCAUCAUCAUAAUGAUCAUGAGCAGGUUGGUGUGAGUGAGAGGAUGACAGAAACGGUGAAGAGAGGUGGAGGUGAUAAUGGGGGCGAUGAAGAUGUUGAUAUUGGGGGGAAUGAAGAUGAAGAAAUGCCGGUUCAACAACUGGAAAUUGACAAAGAUGACGGCAAAAAUCGCGAUGUUGGUGGAGGUGGUGGUGGUGGUGAUACUAGUAGUAGUAGUAGUUCAAGCAGCUCAGGCAGUGAUUCCUCUUCUUCAAGUGAUUCUGAUUCAGGGAGUUCCUCGGGCAGUGAUUCGGAUGUUGAUGAUGCCCAAUCACGUGACAAUGAAUCCAAGAACAUUCCCCAUUGAUUGAUGAUUGAUCAGUUAAGGGGCAGCUCAAGUUUGCUGGGAUGAAUGGCAUUUUUGAGGGGUUCUUCCUGUGCUCUCUUGUGUAGUGUGUUCGAGUUUCGAGUUCCCUCUUUGGUGAACCGAUCAGCAUUCGAUUUCGAGGAAAUAUCCUUAAGUUGUUGGUUGUUGCCGGCUAAGAACAUGAAUGGGAUUGCAAUGUCCAGUUUGCUUAGUGUAGACUCAGGUUUAAAGGACUCAAUGUACAGAGGAAGAGAACUUUUGAAUAGGUUGGUGGGUCUCUAAUGGGUUGGUUGCAAUUGCCAAAGGAGGAAAGAAGAUCAAGAAAAGAUUUUGAUGGGUUUUGCUUUUUGCACAAGAGAAGAAUCUAUUGAGAAGAAGAGGAAGAAAGAAAAGCUUGACAAUUGUGUUGUAAAGAUGGGUUAGUAGUGAGUUUCACAAACAAGGAAAGGAAAAAAGGGAAGAAAUUUGUAGGGUAGGGCAGGUUUUUUAGGCUAGUAAAGCAAGGUAGAGAGGUCCCCAAAAACAUGAAAAAAAAUAAAUUGAUGGAGAUGUAGUUAAAAUGAAGUUAGGAAGGAAGUUGUUCUUUAAUUUUUGUUUGAUUUUGAGAGGAGGAAGUUUUUUUUAGGAAGAGAAAGUUGGGAUACUUUUGUACACAUGACACCACCCUUAAAUACAAGAGAAGAUUUUAUAAAAACUUUAUAGUGCCUAUCUUCAA
Molecule: messenger RNA, 2957 nt
Organism: Chenopodium quinoa (quinoa)
Lineage: Eukaryota; Viridiplantae; Streptophyta; Magnoliopsida; Caryophyllales; Amaranthaceae
Product: transcription factor GTE7-like
Exons: 3
Coding region: 335-2242 (635 amino acids)
Molecular function (GO): protein binding
Source: RefSeq, a predicted model, not a curated record